UCUUUACUUUAAAAUCAUGAUUAUUUUGUGAACUUUAUUUAUUAUGAAUUACACUAUAUAUAAAAGAUAUUUUAGUUUUUAAAUUUAUAAAAAAAUUAUUAUAUAGGUUAUUUGAAAAAUAAAGAAAAAGGAAACCUAAAUAAAAAAGAAAAAAUAAAAUAAAAUAAAUAUUUAAUAAUGAUAAUUAGAUAUAUUUGAUUCAUUAAAGGUAUCAUCGUAAUCAACCACUGUGAGAGCUAACGUGAGUGCAACACGUAUGAAACUGAGUUUCCAAAUAAUAUUAUAGAGAUUAGAAGUUUCAAUCUAUUUUUGCAAGAUCGAUCACAAGUAAGAAAAAUCCAAACAAAAUUGCCUUGAUGUUUAUAUAAAUAAAUAACGUGUAUUUGACUAUUUGCACAGAUGAAGAAAAAAGGAAAAAAAAGGGUGUCAUCUGGGUGGAAGCACCGUGGCCUAAUGAUCAAGGUUUAAAGGCUUUUACACUCAGGUCUGGUGUUCAAACCCCAUACAACGUAAUUUUUACAGGAAGAUGUCUGAGUUUCAAUUCUUGAAGAAGACGAAUUAUGCACAAAAUUUGAGAAAAUGCUUACAAGAGAUUUUCAGCAUGGUGCAAGGAAUACCGUCAAGAAUGGAUCUCAUAUGGCUACUCAUGGUAAUGCAGUCAGGCGUGGAUCUUCAUAAGGCAUGUAGAAUUGUCGGUUGUAAUAUCGUCUAUGUAAUGUUUCUCAUCGUUUGUAAUAGCAUAAUUAAUCAGACAAAAAAAAAGUGUCAUCUGUAAUUAUGACAAAAAUCGUUACACAAACUUUAAUUUCACAAUACUAGCUGUCAAUGGCAAUUUUACUAUAUACCUCCCAAAAUUGAUUCUUUUAAACAUCGUACAUUUUUGUAUUAAGUAGAAAUUACAUAUGACGAACAUCUUGACAAAGAAAAUUGUCUUCUACAAAACUAGGAAUUAGAAACAUAAGUUAAACCUAUAAAGUACGACUAAUUUGUAUUUGUUUAAAAGAAACAUAACUAUAUUAUAAAAUUGGCAAGCUGGAUUGAAAAUAUGGAAAAGUCAGGGAAAAGAGACGAUUUUUGUUUUUUGGUGUAAGAAAAGAGACGGAAAUUUGACACCAAGACGAGGCUUGACUCGUUCAAUUGGCGUACGUGGCUCGUAAAAAGCUUACUAAACAGUAAACACACAUUACAACGAAAGUAAUCGAACACACACACACACAAGAAAAUCCUUGUCUUUCACAAUAUCCGACAAAAUGGAAUAAUAAAUAUAAAAGAAACCUUAAAACGCGUAGAACUUUUCUCAUUUCACUCGGAGAAACCAAUCUCUUCUACUUCAACACCUUCUUUAAUGUCUAUGAGUUCUAUAUUUAAGAAGCAGAUAGAUUUGUCAUAACAUAUCUACAAUACAGAGGUUUCCUUUUGUAGCAAGUCUAUUUAUCAAAUAUAAAAAUGGAGGAGGACCUUACAACUGGGUUUCGCUUCUAUCCCACGGAAGACGAACUGGUUGAGUUCUACCUACGAAACCAGCUCGAAGGAAGGAGUGGUGACUCAAUGCACCGUGUCAUUCCCGUUCUAGAUGUCUUUGAGGUCGAACCUAGUCAUCUUCCAGAUCUUGCGGGAGAGAGAUGUCGAGGAGAUGCUGAGCAAUGGUUCUUCUUUGUGCCAAGACAAGAGCGCGAAGCAAGAGGAGGCAGACCGAGCAGAACCACUGGUUCAGGGUAUUGGAAAGCAACUGGAUCACCUGGUCCAGUCUUUUCCAAGGAUAACAGAAUGAUUGGAGUCAAGAAAACUAUGGUUUUCUACACCGGAAGAGCACCAACAGGAGGAAAAACAAAAUGGAAGAUGAAUGAGUACAAAGCCCUUGACGAUAGAGGCAACGUUUCCGCAAUCCCUAAGUUGAGACAUGAAUUCAGUUUAUGUCGUGUCUACGUAACAUCAGGAAGCUCAAGAGCUUUUGAUAGACGCCCUGUGGGAGUUCGUCAGACAGGGACAAUGCUUACAAAUGAUGUUGCAGUUGCUGAGACAUCAUUUACUGUGGGAACCUCACCAGAAAUUUCCAUGUCAGGAGGAGAACAUGUUGAUCUCUCUGUGGACACAGAGAUGGUGGAUGGUUUAACUGAACCAAUCUGGGAAUGGGAGCAGCUGAAUUGGCCUUGAAUCUAAGAAAUUCAUAAGCAAGCACAUUAAAAUUACUAGUUAUUACUUAUUACCAUGGGUUAUUACAUUACUACUAGUCGAGUCUAUUACCACCAAUUAUUUUUGUUUUCCUUGUAACGUGAUAAUUUGAAUAAGAAUAAAUGACAAAAGAUGAUAUUACAUUUUUUGAGAAAAUAUAAUGAUUUUUUUUC
Messenger RNA from Brassica rapa (field mustard), 2345 nucleotides. Its product is annotated as NAC domain-containing protein 90. Lineage: Eukaryota; Viridiplantae; Streptophyta; Magnoliopsida; Brassicales; Brassicaceae. The record is from RefSeq and is a predicted model, not a curated record. Gene Ontology annotation, molecular function: DNA binding. Gene Ontology annotation, biological process: regulation of DNA-templated transcription.